AUGCAGGGGUCUCCCCAGGUGCAAGCCGUGAGGUUGAUCGCCGAGGGCAAAGCCCCCAGACUCCCUCAGCCCGAGGAAGGAGCCUCCUACGAAGGCAUUCAGAAGAAAGAAACAGCUAGGAUCAACUGGGACCAGCCCGCCGAGGCCAUUCACAAUUGGAUCCGUGGGAAUGACAAGGUGCCCGGUGCCUGGACAGAGGCCUGUGGACAGACAUUGACCUUUUUCAACUCAACAUUGAACACCUCCGGCUUGGUCCCUGAGGGGGAAGUUUUGGACAUCCCUGGGGCCCAUCGGCCAGGCCUGGUCACCAAGGCGGGACUCAUUCUCUUCGGGAAUGAUGACAGAAUGCUGCUGGUGAAGAACAUCCAGUUUGAGGAUGGUAAGAUGAUCCCGGCCUCGCAGUUCUUCAAAGGAGCAGCCAGCAGUGCCCUGGAGCUGACGGAGGCAGAGCUGGUCACUGCCGAGGCUGUGCGGAGUGCUUGGAAACGGAUCCUCCCCAGAGUCUCAGAGGUGGACGAUUCCACGGAUUUCUUCAAGUCGGGGGCCGCCUCAGUGGACGUGGUGAGGCUGGUGGAGGAGGUGAGAGAGCUGUGUGACGGGUUGGAGCUGGAGAACGAGGAUGUGUACAUGGCAACCGCCUUUGGGGACUUCAUCCAGCUGCUAGUCAGGAAGUUGCGCGGGGAGGACGACGAGGGUGACAGUGACAUCGACUACGUGGAAAAAUCGGUGAAAAAGCUGGAACUCCGCAUGCCCCACCAGCUCUUCAUCGGGGGGACGUUCGUGGAUGCCGAGGGAGGCCAGACCUAUGACACCAUCAACCCCACGGACGGCAGCGUCAUCUGCCAGGUGUCCCUGGCCCAGGUCAGCGACGUGGAUAAGGCAGUGGCUGCGGCCAAGGAUGCCUUUGAGAACGGGCGGUGGGGGAAGAUCAGCGCGCGGGACCGUGGCCGGCUCCUGUACAGACUGGCCGAUCUCAUGGAGCAGCAUCAGGAAGAGCUGGCCACCAUCGAGGCCCUGGACGCCGGCGCCGUGUACACGCUGGCCCUGAAGACCCACGUGGGCAUGUCUAUACAGACCUUCCGCUACUUCGCUGGCUGGUGUGACAAGAUCCAG
Molecule: messenger RNA, 1113 nt
Organism: Marmota flaviventris (yellow-bellied marmot)
Lineage: Eukaryota; Metazoa; Chordata; Mammalia; Rodentia; Sciuridae
Source: RefSeq, a predicted model, not a curated record